AGCAGACACGGGGUCCUAAUCUAUAUAGUGUGGAUUUCCCUGUGUCAUACCAUUUUUGCGCCUUUAAGAGACAAAAUAAAAACCCGCACAUGCGCUGAAAGAAGGACCUUUGAUUCGCUUUGUUUAACUUGUGUCAACAAGUAUAUCUGAACCGAUGAGACGAACAAUGGGAAAUCGUUUUCAGAAUGACUUUGCAUUAAUAACCCAGCUAUAUAAGUAAGUAUAGGCAAAUCGGCUCAGUGCAGUGUAACUCAGCUACGCGGGUAACUUCCGGAUACUGUAUCUGCUGUGCUAGGGAACUUUUAAGAGUCGCUUUUUGAAAACCUGUAUGCAGAAAUGUCGAAAAAGGUUGCACUGGUCACCGGCGCUAACAAAGGCAUCGGGCUGGCGAUCGUGAAGGGUCUGUGUCAAGCGCGUUACCCCGGAGAUGUGAUCGUGGCUGCCCGGAGCGAGGCGCUGGGCAAGGCGGCGGUGGAGGAUUUGAAGAAGGAAGGACUGACGGCUAUCUUUCAUCAGCUCGACAUCACGGACCCGGCCAGCGUGCAGCGAGUAAAAGACUUUCUGGAGAAGAAUUACGGUGGAGUCGACGUUCUCAUCAAUAACGCAGGAAUCGCGUUUAAAGCCGCUGCCACUGAGCCCUUAUCGGAGCAGGCGGAGGUGACUCUGCACACAAACUUCUUCUCCACCCUAUGUGUGUGCCGUGCUCUGCUGCCCCUGGUCAAGCCCCAGGGCCGCGUGGUCAAUGUGUCGAGCUUCACCAGCAGCCAGGCGCUCGCUCAGUGCAGCCCAGCCCUGCAAGCCAGGUUCCGUGACCCCGCCUUGACGGAGGCGGAGCUCUGCGCUCUCAUGCAGGACUUCGUGUCCGCGGUGCGUGCGGGGGCUCACCGGGAGCAGGGCUGGCCAAGCUCUGCCUACGCCACGUCCAAACUGGGUCUCACCGCGCUGACCCGGGUCCAGGCCCGGCAACUCUCCCAGGACCGGCCCGGAGACGGGAUCCUGCUCAACGCCGGCGAUCCGGGCUGGGUCAGAACGGACAUGGCCGGGUCCAACGCUUCCAAGAGUCCCGAGGAGGGGGCACAGACCCUCCUGUACCUGGCACUGCUGCCACCCGGAUCCACUGCACCCCACGGGGAGCUCGUGAGCGAAAAGAAGGUGCAGGAGUGGUAGAGAGAGGGAGAGAAGAGGAGGAGGAGGAGGAGG
Molecule: messenger RNA, 1200 nt
Organism: Acipenser ruthenus (sterlet)
Lineage: Eukaryota; Metazoa; Chordata; Actinopteri; Acipenseriformes; Acipenseridae
Product: carbonyl reductase [NADPH] 1
Exons: 3
Coding region: 337-1167 (276 amino acids)
Molecular function (GO): carbonyl reductase (NADPH) activity
Source: RefSeq, a predicted model, not a curated record